This is a messenger RNA of Callorhinchus milii (elephant shark), 463 nucleotides long. RefSeq names its product protein Shroom4-like. Gene Ontology annotation, biological process: actin filament organization. NCBI's taxonomy places the organism in Eukaryota, Metazoa, Chordata, Chondrichthyes, Chimaeriformes, Callorhinchidae. The transcript is spliced from 2 exons. Gene Ontology annotation, cellular component: cortical actin cytoskeleton; apical plasma membrane; adherens junction. The record is from RefSeq and is a predicted model, not a curated record. The coding region runs from base 1 to 369 and encodes 122 amino acids. Gene Ontology annotation, molecular function: actin filament binding.
AUGGAAACGGGAGUGGACCCGGAGUGUGGCGGGGCGGCGGGCAGCCUGCAGUUGGCUCAUGUGCAGCUGCAAGGGGGCGCCCCCUGGGGCUUCACCCUGACAGGGGGGCUGGAGCACAGCCAGACCCUCACCAUCUGUAAGAUGGAAGAGGGAGGCAAAGCAGCCUCGUCAAAGAAACUGCAGGUGGGGGACGAGCUGGUGAACAUCAAUGGCUGCCCACUGUACGGUUCCCGGCAGGAAGCUCUCAUUCUCAUCAAAGGCUCCCACAGGACGUUGAAGCUGGUGGUCAGGUCAGACACCGGCUAUUCCUCGCUCCUAAACAAACUCUUCCUUUCAGGGGACUUUGUUCUGUUUCAACAACUCACGUGACAUUUGUGUGUUGUUUUGUGAAUCGCUGGUUUGAGCUGCACAGGGACCGGCUGAGAUAGAGGCAUCUUAUGCAGAAUUGUUCGUGAAUAAAACU